CACUACAAGCUUCCUGGAUAUUUCACAAUGAAACCUGUUGGGACAAAUCACUAUCGUUAUCAAUGAGAAGAGCAAACACAUGUGGGUAUAAAUUACAGCAGCAGACUACCCGCAGAACGAGAAGCAAGGACCGAACCGUAUCAGAUGCCAAUCUCAUUCUUUCACCAUGAUGCUUAGAAUUGCUGCGUGUGGAUUCCUCUUCAUCUGCAUCCUGGCGCUUGGGACAGAACAUGUAGAUGCUGGAUCAAGCUUCCUGAGUCCUGCUGGUAGCAAACCUCAGCUGGGGAAGCCUGUGAAAAAGCCGGCUGAACCCAAGAUGACACGUCGAGAUUCAGAAAGCAUGGUGGAGAUUUUGGAAGGGCAAUUUCAUGACAUUGGAAACAACAAAAUAAUGUUCAGUGUGCCUUUUGAAAUCGGGAUCUCAAUGUCAGAAUCUCAGUAUCAGGAGUAUGGGCACCUGUUGCAAAAACUCACAGAGGACAUUCUAGCUGAUAAUACCGAAGAUCAGUAAUCUGAAAACUGGCAGCACUGGAAUGCUUAAUUGAACUGACUGGGG
Molecule: messenger RNA, 556 nt
Organism: Acipenser ruthenus (sterlet)
Lineage: Eukaryota; Metazoa; Chordata; Actinopteri; Acipenseriformes; Acipenseridae
Product: ghrelin-like
Exons: 5
Coding region: 167-511 (114 amino acids)
Biological process (GO): positive regulation of growth hormone secretion; gastric acid secretion; regulation of response to food
Cellular component (GO): extracellular region
Molecular function (GO): ghrelin receptor binding; growth hormone-releasing hormone activity
Source: RefSeq, a predicted model, not a curated record